AUGGCCUUAAUUAUGAAAUACAUCGACAGCAUGCAUCACUACAUGGACAAAUACGGCGAUCCCCGGACGAAAGAUUGGCCCCUGAUGUCGUCGCCGCUCCCAACGCUAGCGCUAUGUUUAGGAUACGUGUACUUAGUCAAAGUCCUGGGUCCAAGGCUGAUGGAAAACCGCAAACCCUUCCAGCUCAAAAACACCCUCAUAGUGUACAACUUCGUUCAAGUCGUGUUCAGUGCCUGGCUAUUCUAUGAGUGUUUAAUGGGCGGCUGGUGGGGCGCGUACAGCUUCCGCUGUCAGCCAGUGGAUCACGGUACCACCGGACAAGCGAUGAGAAUCGGUGUAUCGGGUUGGCUAACGGGACAUUAUAACUUCCGAUGCCAGCCAGUCGACUAUAGUAACCACCCCAAAACGCUGCGGAUGGUACAUGCCUGCUGGUGGUACUACUUCUCCAAGUUCACCGAGUUCUUCGACACGUUCUUCUUUGUGAUGCGCAAAAAGAGUAGUCAAGUGUCCACGUUGCACGUCAUUCACCACGGAUGCAUGCCAAUGUCGGUGUGGUUCGGUGUUAAGUUCACUCCAGGCGGCCACAGCACGUUCUUCGGUCUUUUGAACACGUUCGUACACAUAGUCAUGUAUACCUACUACCUGUUUACUGCCCUUGGACCGCAAUUCCAGAAGUACCUGUGGUGGAAGAAGUACCUCACCGCUCUCCAGAUGAUCCAGUUCGUCCUGAUCAUGGUACACGCUUUCCAGCUGCUGUUCAUCGACUGCAACUACCCGAAAGCCUUCGUCUGGUGGAUCGGAAUGCACGCUGUGAUGUUCUUCUUCCUGUUCAACGAGUUCUACCAGAGCACGUACAAGGCUCAGCUGAAAAAGCGAAAUGAAGCCGCCGCCGCUAAGAAGCGGGAAGCUGAGCUGCUUCUGCAGCAGCAGCAAAACGGCCACGUGGCCACCGGCGGUGCCAAUGGCACGCUCAGCAACGGCACCGGCAACAAGGCGGCCGAUUAUUACGUCCGCGGUGACCUUCCGGCCGAGAUGGAGCUGACCCAGCGGCCAGCGGCGAACGUGCGCCCGGCAGCCCCAUAAUAGCAGCCCGUGGCGGCCCCGGACAUGGUUGUUGUAAUUAAUUAUUAAUUUAUUGUAAAACUGUCCCGGAUACGUGUAUGCAUGCGUGUGUGAAUGUGUGCGUCUGCGUGUGCGUGUGUGUAUGUCUGGUGCGUAUGUGUGCAUGUGCGUGUGUGCGUGUGAGGGUAUCGAAGAUGCCACCGCUCGAACGCAUCCCAAGAACUCCCCAUCUCCCUGUC
Anopheles nili is the source of this 1301-nucleotide messenger RNA. RefSeq names its product elongation of very long chain fatty acids protein AAEL008004. Gene Ontology annotation, cellular component: endoplasmic reticulum membrane. Gene Ontology annotation, biological process: fatty acid elongation, polyunsaturated fatty acid; sphingolipid biosynthetic process; fatty acid elongation, monounsaturated fatty acid. The coding region runs from base 1 to 1083 and encodes 360 amino acids. Gene Ontology annotation, molecular function: fatty acid elongase activity. The record is from RefSeq and is a predicted model, not a curated record. NCBI's taxonomy places the organism in Eukaryota, Metazoa, Arthropoda, Insecta, Diptera, Culicidae. The transcript has 10 exons.